AUGGUCCAAACACUCAGACGCCGCAAUGCCGCCAACGAAACAAACGGCACUACUAGCACCAGCGACAAGCGCAAGAGACCGGCGACUCGAGAUGGAACCCGUGUUCGUCUCACGGACAAGAUGAAAGCUGCCGUCACUGUACGUGAUAGUGGAAUCAAAAAGGUGACCAUAACACGCAAGAAGCAACAACAGCAAGCCAAAAGAACAUCCACCCGAAACAAAACUUCUUCUGCUUCUGCCACUGUCAACAAGCCGAUCGAAUCCAUCCGCGACUUCAAGAAGAUCGAGGGCCAAACAUACUAUCUUGUCCAUCGCACCGGCAGUGACCCUACUCAAGACACUUGGGAGGCCGAGCAAACGAUCGAAUCGUUGGAGAUCUUGGGCGCUUUCCGCGAACGCGUUCAAACAGCUUCCGGCUAUACUAUCGACUUCGACAACACCGUUACUACCAACGAAACGUCAACGACUAACACCAAUGUCCGUCGGUCGACACGUACGAGCAAGACGCGUGCUAUGCUUCGCAUGACAGAGCCUAUUGACAUUGAUAGCAGCGGCAGUGACGAUGAAGUUACCACCGCAUCACGUUCCUCCAAGAAAGGAAGUACUACCACUCGAAAGAAACGCAGCAACAGCGAGUCCAGUGGCAAACCAGCUGCACCAAAGAAACUUCGUGGCCAGGCAGCACGCAAGGCAGCCGAGGUGGAAGAACGUCAACGACGCAUGGAGGAACGUGCGACCAAGACGGAUGCUGCAAUUGUAGGCAUUGACGAAACUGACUGUUGUUUGCGCUGCAGCAUCUUUCUGUAUCGUCAAGCUGUCGAGAAAGACAAUUUGGAAUUGCUCAAGGCUGCAGUGGAGGACAAGGAGCAUGUGCCAUACUGGGAGAAGGAAGAUUGCCAGCACUGGAGCGACAUGGUGGUGGCGGCGGCUAUGCUCAAGGGAAAUAAGGAGAUUGUUGGUCUUUUGUUGCAGAGUCAAGAAAACGGACGUGUCCAGGUUCCGACCAAAUACAUGCAGUAUGGCGGAAGCACAGGCUAUGUGAGCCGCUUCACUUUUGGUCACGCUGUCAGCAAGGUGAACGAGUCGCGUGGCAACCGUCAGGGAAACUCGGCAUUUUACCGAAACAGUCAAAAGAAUCUCAUGGCGGUGGAUAUUUCCCGCUUGAACGAGUCGCUCAUUUCUAUCAACGUCCUGGAAGCUUUGCAAAAUACAGCGCUGGAUCCAGAUAUGGCGGAUUUCGUCAAAAGUGCAACCAACCUCGUCCGCGGCUGCAGCAUGUUCAUGGAACAGAAGGGCUUUUACUAUUGCGUGGCAUCAGGAAACUGGAACGUCGCUGGAAGUAUUAUCAAUCACAUCCAGUAUCGCUCAGGAUUCAACACGGUACACACAAACGUACUCAGCUUCAAGAAUGGUGAACCGCUCGAAACGUAUCGUCGCAACCAGAUCUUGAAAAAGUCGUUCGAUUCUGGCUCUAUCACGCCUCUGGAAUGUGCUGCGAUCCAUCCUUCAAGAGCAUACCUCAAAGAACUGUUUGAACAACUCACCCCUGCUGAACGUAUUGAGACCGAUGAAUUCGGUCGUACCAUUGCUCACUUUGCCGCGGCCAGCACGACGCCUGACUGCCUCGAGUACCUGAUCGAGCAGGACUUCCCAUUCUCGUCUGGAGACAAGUUCAAGUUGACCCCACUCAUUCAAGCAGCUCGUUUCGGCCGGCACCAAAAUAUUCGUCCGUUACUCAAGCAUUUAAGUAAAACAGAGAUGCCAAACACCGAGUUCGCAGAUCAAACGCUCCUUCGCCAACGCUGGCGCCCGCUUCAUUAUGCCGCCUACUUUGGUCACCCGGAAACCUGUCGUGAAUUAAUUGAUUGUGGUGCUACCUUGGAGGCUAUCGAAAGCACUUUACGUGCGACGCCCCUCUUGUUUGCUGCGCAGCGUGGUCACCUCGAAUGUGUCAAGGUUCUUGUGGAACACGGUAAGGCAGAUCCAGAGGCAGUCGACAAGUAUUCCCGUACCGCACUUCAUGUGGCUAGCAUCAAUGGCAAGUACGACGUUGCCAAAUAUCUGUUGCAAAUUGGUGUCGAUGCCAACGCUGCGGACACAUCUGAAAACAGACCUAUCCACUAUGCUGCGGGCUUUGGUUACCUGCGUCUGUUACGUCUCUUGAUUGAGGUUGGUGGUGCCGAUCCAGCCGCCCCCAAUGUGUGGAGAACGACCGCUUGCUCCGUCGCCAAUCUCAAAGGCCACAUUUCUAUUGUCCAAUACCUGUUGACCGAGUGCAACAUUGAUGUCAAUUUCAAGGAUCAAGACGGCAAAACCUUGUUGCAUCAUUGUGUGGAGGAAACUGUGACUAGUAAGCUGGAAGCCGAACAGUCGCUUCGAAAAGCCCGUUUGCUUAUUUCCAAGAAUGCUGAUCCGAAUUUGCAAACUAUCGAAGGUAACACCGUCCUCCAUAGUUUUGCUAUGGGUUAUUUCAAUGCACAUCGCCCUGCUGGCUGGAAAGAAGAAGACCAGGAGGGCAACGAGCUCGUGAAGCCAUUGGAAUAUGAUGACAUGGACGGUAUCAAUUACAGUCGACAAAUGGCCCAACUUCUUCUGGAAGCCGGUGCAAACCUGGGCAUCAAGAAUAAUGCAGGCGACACUCCUUUGGCGCAUGGUAUCCUUCAUAAUAAGGAUUAUGUGUUUGAUAUCUUCAUUGAACGAGGUGCCAUCUACUGGGAUACCAUGACGUCCUCUGGUGUUACCUUUUUCCAAUGUCUGUUUGCAAAUGCGAGUGAGCUGGAUUCCUUCAACACGCGACGUGAGAUAGAUCGUGUGCGCAACAGUCGAUAUGAAGUCAUGAUCAAGGGCAUUUGGGAAGCGAUUGUAAAACAUCCAGCCCCGGCAGAUGCUAAUACCAACAUCAAUACCCCUAACUCGGCUGGUUUUACCGCAAUGUUGGCAUCUGUCCAGGAAGUGUGCGAAACUCAAAAAAAGCAUGUCAAAAAAGAGAAGGAGCGUAUCAAGAAACGAUUCACCUUAGCCUCCAAAAGUUAUGCACAAGGUGAAAACUCUGAUGAAAGUUCAGCCCGAGAAGAGGCUGUCUUUGAGUUCCGUUUCCAUCAUUGGUUGGAUAUGGCAACCAAGAUUGUAGAAAAUUAUCACCCGGAUAUGAAUUCGGUUGUCCAGUUGCCCAAGGACUUUUAUAAGGGCAAUCCCAAGCGGAGCAAGAGUGAAUAUCCUCGUGAAACUGGUUGGAGCGUUUUGCAUUUCGCUACAGCCACUCAAGAUGUAAAACUACUGCACUUUUUGUUGUCCCACGGAUCCGAUCCUAACCAACGCAUUAUUGUCGCUGGCGUGCCAACUGGCGCUCCUCCUAUGUUGAGUGGUUAUAUAAAAAAGAAGCUCCUUCAUCAAGAAUACUUGCCCACCACCGAUCUACAAACCAUCGAACACGCCAACAAGCUAUUCAACAUCAUCAAACCAGAUUUCGAGCUAUUACUUCCCAACGCAAUCAAGAAGUACAUCGCGUUUGGCGCUAAUCCGUGUGUUGCCGACAAGGAGGGAUACUCAACAUUGAUGAAAGCUGCAGAAUCAUUGGAUCAUGAAAUAAUGGAGGAUCUAUGUACCGCCUAUACCGAGUCGCACUCGUUCGAAGGUAUCGAUAACCGUGACCAGAAACAUCACACUGCACUCAUGUACGCGGUGAAUGCCGUGCAAGAAGCUUUAUCAAGAAGCGAUCAAUCCAUCAACGUACUCACUGUCAAGCAUUUGUUGGUCGCCGGUGCCAAUCCAAACCUCCAUUAUGAAAACGCUUGUGGUGAUACCGUGAUUAUGAAGAUUAUCCGAUCCCAGUAUCUACCUUUGCUAAACACGGUUAUUGAGCACACUCAUUAUCCGAUCGAUCAUUCUGCCGUUAACAAUCAUAUGGAAACUUGUGCAAUUAUCACUUGCAAGAACAAGAAUGAGGAUAUUUCCAAAGCCUACUUUGAUCUUAUGGCAAGCUCUUAUGCAUCUUCUUCAUUUGACGUCAAUGUCAACGACAAAGAAAACAACACCGCACUUCUUAUUGCAUCCAUGUCCGGAAACGAACAUGCAGUCAAUGUGCUUUUGGAAUGCAAGGCUGACCCCAACCAUAUAGUUGGUGCAAACGUCUCCCCUCUCUGCCGGUCUGUGCAAAACUCCUACUUUCAGAUCGCCCAAAGUCUGCUCAAAGCUGGUGCCAACGUCAAUCAUAAGGACGAUCAAGAUCUUUCUCCACUCCACCAUGCCGUUCUCGUCGAAAAAUAUCACCUGGUCAAGCUGAUGAUAGAAUUUGGUGCCAAUGUACAUGCAAUCGAUAAGAAGCAACGUACCGCACUUCACAUUGCUAUCCAGAAAACCAAGAACAUGACUAAUGCUUCGCUCCGAAUUGAACGAUUGCUUCUACAAGGUGGCAGUGAUAUCAAUGCCAAGGAUAUUUUGGGACGUACACCGCUUCAUCUUGCUUUCAUACAUAUGGAUGUCGUUCCUCACAUGCGCAAGAUGGCCACAAUAGCCAAAAAGGUCAAGAAGAUUCGCGAAGACAAGAAGAAUGCCAAGAUAAUGGAAAGCAAGAUAGCCUCAGCAGUCGAAAAAUUCGGCCGGAACACAAAGGAUUCAGGUUCCAAUGAAUGGAUUGCCUAUGCAGUACGAGCGCAUCUUGAAAACAAGCAACGAGAGGAAUCUGGCAGCAAAGGAAAGGAUGGCGAAAAUAUUGUGAUUAUCGAACAAGACGAACUCGCAGACCUAGAACUUUAUGCUCUGUUCCAAUGGGAAAUGGACACCCAAUCGCCAAGCAAAGUCGAUCCCAUUGAUAUCAUCAAGUUCUUGUCAAACUAUGAAGAUAUCCAAUACGACUUACCCGAUCAUUUUGGCCGUACUCCAAUGCAUUACGCUGCUACCGUGGGCGCAUUCUCUUCCACAUCUAUCCUCAUUGCCAAGGGUGUGAACAUCAAUGCCGAGGACUUGGAUCAAAAUACUCCGCUGCAACUUUCUCUUCGUUACAAGCAUGUUGAUUACUCGGUGAUGCUCUGUGAUCAAGGAGCUACACCUACCAGCGUGAUGACUCUUCCUGCGGGUGAUCCAGUGACAACUUUAAACUACAGCUUGUCCCAGGACUUUAUGAACAUGGCAUAUCUGAUUUUGGAUCGUAAUCCAAGCGUAUUAGAAUCGUUGCAAGACGCUUUGCGAACGGGCAAAUUCCAUGUUGCGGAUAUCCUGCUCAAUUCUGCUCCUACUUCCACCCUUUCUGCGACCACACAAGAGGGCCAAAACUUGUGGCACAUAUUUGCCAACUUUAAACCGUUUGACAGUGAGAUUUGGGACGAGUAUUUGACCGACGUCAUUGCUAAAGUAGCUGAGCUUGGAUUAACAUUCGAAGCCGAUGUGCACGGACGUACACCCAUUCAUUAUGCUGCAAUGUACGGACAAAACACGCUAUUGAACAACCUGCUAUCUGCUGGCGGCAGUGAGAUCAACAAGUUAGAUAAAGAUGGUUUAUCCGAGCUCUGGUAUGCGGCAUCGUCCCAUAGCAUUCAAUCUGUUCAGCUGCUGUUAAACGCUGGUGCAUUGACCGGAAAAGGCACAAGCUCGGCAACCAAGGAUUCAGCAUUAUUGCUUGCAGUCAAGAGCAAGGAUAUUUACCUAGUCAAGCUUCUAUUAGAGUCUAGUGCUCCUCGUGAUGAAGAUAGCAUCCACGGAAGACCUAACGCUGUGAUGCAAGCGUGUAUGAACAAAUCUGACAAGAUCUUGAAGGAGCUUCUGCAAGCAGGUGCUGAUCCCAAUGUAACAUCAACUGCUACUUACCACCUGAAAGGCAAGAAAAAGACAUUGGUCAUUCAGCCAGUGUUUAUUGCCACGGAUACGACUUUUGAGGUACUGAUCAACGGUGGAGCCAAUCCGAAUGUCGUGAGUCCAAAGCAAGAGCCCUAUGAAGGCCGAUCUUGCUUUAUGCACUUGAGCAAAUCUACAGCAAACACGGAACUUUUAAAGCUGUUGCUAAAACAAAACAUCGACCUGAAUCUCCAAGAUGAUCACUCAAAUCGUCCGAUCUUUUAUCAUUAUUUCUUUGAGAGCAAAUCUGAUAUAUGGAAAUCCAUCCUCUCUCAGAUGAUGCAAGACAAGAAACCAAACGUAAACAUGGUUGAUCCCGAAACCGGGAUGACGCCGUUGGAAUAUGCUAUCCGUAAGCAUAACUCCAUCCAUGUUGAGCGCUUACUGGAACUUGGUGCCGAUCCAAACAUGGAGAGCUGCCGGUCAAGCGGCGCCGAACGCGACAAUCUCGACUUGUGCGAAUAUGGUCCAUUAAAUGCUGUGUUCCAUUCUAUUGCUCAAAACGAUUUGUCGAUUCUUCAGGUCAUGUGUCGCAAAACAAAGUUCAAAAUCAACUGGACCGCAAAGGAUCGUGAUGGUCGCACUGCCGUAUCAUUCCUUGUAGGCGAUGGCUACUCGCAUGAAAAUGUUGCUAUCCUCAAGUUCAUUGCUACCAAAACCGGAUCAAAGUUUUUCGAUAUUGCUGAUGCUCCUGACAACAAUGGCCUUCGCGCUAUCGAUUAUGCUAGCGCUCGCGAGCGCAAGGAGCUGUAUGAAGAACUCAUCAAGCACGGUGUCACCGCUGGAGACGUCGAAAUGGAGGCAGCAGAUGAUGAAGAAGAAGAACCAACGAUGAAUGUCGACGAAUACAUUGCUAUGCAAGCCAUUGAAGAAGACGCUGAAGCUGAAAGAGCCAUCCUGGAGGCCGAAGCCAAGGCUGCUGCAAUUAAAGAAAAUGGAGGAAAAGAAGUUUCUGAAGACGACGACAAAAAAAAGGCUGUCGUUGAUCCCAUUUCGAAAAUGCAAAAAAUUGGCAAGAUUGUUUUCGACGACAACAACAAUCCCUAUGAUAUCAUUGUUCAAAAGGUCGAUGUUGGAAGCGGCUAUUACGGAUGUAACAUGUUCUACAAGCUAUCCAUCAUCUACAACACUGUCCUUGAUCUUUAUGUGCUUUGGACCCGCUGGGGCUCAUUUGGCGAAGUCGGAAUGCGUCAACGAACGCCUUAUAUGAGCAAGGAAGAGUGCGUGGCUGAAUUCAGAUCCAUCUUCCGAUCCAAGACGGGCAACCAUUGGGAAGACCACAAGCCAGAGAAAUUUGUUCCUAAGCCUGGUAAAUUCGAGCUUAUCCUGGCCAAACUACCCAAGAAGCCAGUGAUCCUAAAGGACUUUACGUUUUUGAAAACCACUGCUCCAUCACAAUUGCCUCGAACCAUAUUCAAUGCCAUGAAUAUCUUUUGCGACUUUGAGGCGCUGAACCAAGGUUUCCAGCAACUGGAGCUUGACAUUCCUGCCGGACAUAUCCCUGAGAAACACAUGGAAGAGGCUUACGCCACACUCAAGAAAAUUAGCAAUGAAGUCGAGAAAUAUACGUCCCGAGUCAUAUAUGCUACCAAGGAAGAGCGUGCUCAAAAGAAAGAAAUGGGCCAUCUAUUGGUGCAAUUAAGCAACAAGUACUACCGCUUGUUCCCCAAGUCUUCACAUCGAAACGGCAUUGUACCUAUCGUCCGAAAGCACAAUCUACAAGAGGAACUUGCACGUCUGAACAAUAUCAACUACCUCAACUUUUCGAUCAACGUCCUUUUGGCCGCCAAGCGACGCUCAUCCGAAAUUCAUCCCCUGGACUACUGCUUUCGUUCCUUGCACUGCCAGCUCUCCGAGAUCGAUAGUAACACGCCCGAGUUUAACAUGGUUCAAAAGUAUAUGUUAACAACAGCCGAGCAAACAGGCUACGAGAUCACCCACUUGUUUAGCGUCAACCGCGAGGGUGAAGAAGAACGAUUCGAAAAAUUCGCCAAGAACUCAAACCGAAAGCUCUUGUGGCACGGAUCUCACGUAAACAACUUUAUGGGUAUUCUGAAGCAAGGUCUUCGAACCAAGCCUGCUUUUGCUGAUGCCUCGGGAUCCAUGUUUGGCAAUGGUAUCUACUUUGCAGACAUGUUUGCCAAAUCUAUCAAUUACUCCAGUAAUGGUUGGUACGAGCGAAAGCAUCCCGGCUAUGCUUUGCUUUUGCUUUGUGAAGUAGCUCUCGGUGAAGAAUGCGAGAUGGCCUAUUACAGCGAGCUAAAUUACGAGAAAGACAAGCAUAUGUCUGUCAAGGGACUGGGUCGUGAAGGACCAAAUCCGGCAAACGCAAUUUACGACAAAAAUGGUGCACAAGUACUCAUGGGUCCCUCCAUCCAAUACGACAUCCCGGACUCCGUUCCUUAUUUCCAACGUAGCCGUAUCAACUACAACGAAUACAUCGUGUAUGAAGAAGAUCAGAUCAAGAUCAAGUACAUGGUUCUUGUGCGCAACAACAACUAUUGUGAGCUAUGCCAAACCAACCAUAGCUACAAUUCUUCGUCUACGGACCUUUCCGAACACGAGUUCAAAGAUGGGCUUCAAUACACUCAACUUGGCGUAUACGAGCGUGGACUUGUACGACUCCAUCUUACGCAUGCUGGCAAGACUCCAAAGGAAAUGUUUGAUGAUAAUCUUGAUGCAUUCCUUGAUGCAGAAGGCUACAAGCCACGAUGGAAGCCUAGUAUGCCAAUUACUCGCACCAGCAAAGUAUGCAAGAACUGUGCACAUACCAUGACUGCCAUGAUGUUUGUGGACCAUAUCGAGAAGCAGCUCCCGGAUACGUUCCAACAACGUGAGCGUUGUCAAUAUGGUGAACAGUGUAGCAAGAAGAAUGAUCUAGCCCACGCCAAGCAAUAUAAGCAUUGGUUUCUUGCAAACCUGAAGAAUGAGGAGAACAACGUAGAAGAAUCUCAAGAAAUUGAAGACGAAGACGAUAAAUUGAGUGAAUCGGAUAGCGAUUAA
Messenger RNA from Zychaea mexicana, 8832 nucleotides. Its product is annotated as ankyrin repeat-containing domain protein. The transcript has 24 exons. The record is from RefSeq and is a predicted model, not a curated record. Gene Ontology annotation, molecular function: protein binding; NAD+ poly-ADP-ribosyltransferase activity. The coding region runs from base 1 to 8832 and encodes 2943 amino acids. NCBI's taxonomy places the organism in Eukaryota, Fungi, Mucoromycota, Mucoromycetes, Mucorales, Lichtheimiaceae.